Messenger RNA from Closterium sp. NIES-67, 5401 nucleotides. The record is from the annotation of a GenBank genome assembly. NCBI's taxonomy places the organism in Eukaryota, Viridiplantae, Streptophyta, Zygnematophyceae, Desmidiales, Closteriaceae.
CAGGAAGGGAGUGAGGGGGAAGAGGAUGGGGGUGAGAGGGAGAAUAUGAGUGGGAGUGUGUCUGGGAAUGGGGGUGAGGAUGGGAGUGGGAGCGAUGCUUUCUAUGAUGCAGUCACCUCAUUGGAUGAGGCCUUUCCGCCGGCCAGUGUGCUAGAGUGCAUUAUCGCGGCAGAAGAAGACGAGCCCUUGCCGCCCACUGCCGCUGCCGCUGCUGCUGCCGCUGCAUGGAUGGUUCCCAGGAGUAUCAGCAGCACGAAUAGUGUAAGCAGCAUGACUGGCAGUGGCAGGAGCACAGGCAGCAGCAGCAGCAGAUUCAGCAAUGCAGGCAGCAAGAACAGUGUAAGCAGCAUCAGGAGCCUGGCUAGCAGCUGUAGGAGCAGCGGCAGUGCUGCCAGCAGCAGAAGCAAGGCUAGCAGUAACACCGGGACGAUGAGGAGCACAGAUAGCUGCAGCAGCUCCGGUAACCUCCUCCCCCAGAACCACCUUCCCCAGAACCAUCUAGCUCCUUCCACAACGGCCUCUGCUGACCAGGACCGCAGCGAUUUCUCUUGCUCUCCCCCACACGAGGUGAUUUUUGAGUCGACUAAAAAAUCUCCCCCACGCGCCUCUCCGCAUCUUCGCCCCUCCACACCCCUCUUCCUCAGCCCUUCGCUGCUUCCCCUCUCCAGGGAGGCGCAGAGGGAGCAGCAGCAGCAGCUGUUGGACCGGUUUCUGGAUGCCACUCUUAGGUCCCCCAUGCUGGGGGGGGAGAGGUGGCUGGAGGGGAGGGAAAUGGGGGGGAGGGGAGAAGGAAUGGGAAGCAGUGGAGGAGGAGGAGGAGAAGGAGAGAGUGGAGGAGGAGGAAUGGGAGAGGAGAUGGGUCACGGGGAGGCGGAUGUGGGAAAGGGCAAGGGUAGGGUAUUGGGAAAAGGCAAGGGGGUGGGUAAAAAGAAAAGCCAGGAGAACAACAAGGAGAGAGAUUCUGUUGGUGGUGCUGGUACUCCUGGUUGUGGUGAUGGUGAGGCGUCUUACAGUGAACUCUCCGAUAUUGACAGCCUUCAGUUGGAGGCUCUAAAGGGGGCAGAGGAAGAGCGCACAGCUGCUUCAAGGGACUGCCAUGGGUCAACUGGGGAGGCGAAAGGCAAGCAGGCUCAGUCAAAACGAGGAAAAGCGAAGGCCAGGAAGGGGCCACUCCAGCUGGAAGUUUCAGACGUCUCCGACCUCUCCUCCUCUUCACCACUCUACUCCUCCUCCCCCCUUGCUAUCCACUGUCAACACUCGCCUGGCCCUUCUGCUGGCAUUCCUUCCCCCUCUCCCUCCCCUGCUGGAAGCUUGGCUGUUGUUGAGAGGACAGCAGGGGGCAGGCAGCACAGGCAGCAGCAGAAGGCAGCUGCUACACCGAGAAAAAGCGGGAAGCUAAAAAACGUUGCUGCUGGUGCUGGUGCUGGUGCUGGUGCUAGUGCUAGUGCUAGUGCUAAUGCUGGUGCUGCUGGUUCUGCUGCAGCUGCUGGUGCUGCUUGUGCUAAUGGGGGUAUAGGCACGUCUCCCAACUCCAAUAGUGCCGAUACUGUUGUUAAGUCUGCUUCUUCAUCCUCCUCGGCUUCCCGGCACACUCCCAGCCACAACAGCUUCAGCAACAGCAGCAGCACUCCCAGGCGCAGCAGUGUGUUCAACAUAUUUAUGGGCGCACCUGAGGACCGAGAAUUCCUCUUCUCCGACACGGCUACGAUGGCUGAAACAGGGGAGAAUAGGGAAGAGGAGGAGGAGGCGACAGGAGGGGAGGGGAAGGCAGGUGAGGAGAUGAGGAGCAAAACGGAGGUGAGAAAAGAAGAGGGGCGGACACGAGAGGGGAUAGCGACUGACAUGGGUCUCCUGCAGGCAGAACCACCCAUGGCCGCUGCUCCAUUGACAGCUCCACCAUCUCGUUUUGAGACGUCUGUAGACGUUGUUACUAGCAUGGAAGAGGGGAUGUUGACCGACAGUGGACUGCUGAAGGCUGGACCACCCACGGCUGCUGCUUUAUUGACAGCCCCACCAUCUCGUUUUGAGACGUCUGUAGACGUUGUUACUAGCAUGGAAGAGGGGAUGUUGACCGACAGUGGACUGCUGAAGGCUGGACCACCCACGGCUGCUGCUUUAUUGACAGCCCCACCAUCUCGUUUUGAGACGUCUCUAGACGUUGUUACUAGCAUGGAAGAGGGGAUGUUGACCGACAGUGGACUGCUGAAGGCUGGACCACCCACGGCUGCUGCUUUAUUGACAGCCCCACCAUCUCGUUUUGAGACGUCUCUAGACGUUGUUACUAGCAUGGAAGAGGGGAUGUUGACCGACAGUGGACUGCUGAAGGCUGGACCACCCACGACUGCUGCUUUAUUGACAGCCCCACCAUCUCGUUUUGAGACGUCUCUAGACGUUGUUACUAGCAUGGAAGAGGGGAUGUUGACCGACAGUGGACUGCUACAGGCUGGACCAUCCACAGCUGCUGCUCCAUCCACAGCUGCUGCUCCAUUGAUAUUCCCGCCACCACCAUCCCCACUAGCAUUGACAGCAGCUUGCAGGAGUGCGCCUGGCAGCUCGGAAGGGGCUUCAAAGAGAGAGCGAGGGAAGAAGGAGAAGGCAGGCGGCAAGGGCAAGUCACAGGAGAGUGUGCGGCACGAGCGGGCUUUUGAGACUUCUCAAAAACCUAUCACAGCCGAGCGGGCAGGAACGCUGCUUGUGUGUGAUGAUGCGGCAAAGGGAGAUCUGGGAGAGUCUGCUUUUGAGUCGACUGGGAAGGAGAAUGUGGGGGAAGAGCGGGCAGGAACACUGCUUGUGUGUGGUGGCGAUGCAGCAAAUGGAGAUGAGGGGGAGUGCGCUGACGGAUUAAGCAAAGAAGACCAGGGGGAGUGUGGGAAAUGCACUGACGAGCAAAGCAAAGAAGACUCGCAAGACGGGGUGGUGGACGGGGUGGUGGACGGGGUGGUGGACGGGGUGGUGGACGGGGUGGUGGACGGGGUGGUGGACGGGGUGGUGGACGGGGUGGUGGACGGGGUGGUGGACGGGGUGGUGGACGGGGUGGUGGACGGGGUGGUGGACGGGGUGGUGGACGGGGUGGUGGACGGGGUGGUGGACGGGGUGGUGGACGGGGUGGUGGACGGGGUGGUGGACGGGGUAGUGGUUGGGCUGGGAGAGGGGGGUGCGGUAGGAAGAGGGUGCGUGGAAGAGGCAGAAGCUGCUGCUGGGUUGAGAGGAAGGGAAGGGGAAGAGAGUCCAGCUUCUGAUUCGCUAGAGGACAAUGCAAUACAAGGCUCUGUCAAAGAGAAAACAGCGAAGAGCAUCAAGGAGAAAGGACUCAAGAGCCCACGCAAGGCUAAGAAGCAAAAGGAGAAGGCGGAUGGGAAGGUGCCAGGGAAGGCGGAAGGGAGGGUGGGCGGGGCGAAGGUUGGAGAGAAAGCAGCAGGGAAGAAGGGGAGGGCGAAUGCAGGGAAGGUGGAUGCUGGAGGGAAGACCGCAGCUAUUGCUGCAAACACUGCCGCAGGGGAAGGAAAAGUUCAGGGAGAAGACGGGGGUCCAGCAGCAGGGGAUGGCAUUGGGGGAGUGGCUGGGACUCUCUGCGCACGCGACAGUGAAAACACUGCUGAACCCGAAGGGUUAAUUGGUGGAGGGAGUAGCAAGGGGGAUGGGGCUGAGAGGCUCCAGGCGAGCAGCAGCGAAGUGAGAGCACUGGCUGCGCUGGUAACUGAGCUGGCUUGUGCACAGUCACAACAGCAAGAGGUGGGGAGACAGGCCGAGCACCAGGAGGAGGCAGAGUCUGCUGCUUCUGCUGCUGCUGCUGCUGCUGCUGCAAAGAGUACUAACACCCGGGCACAAGCAAGGGAGCGGGCAGUGUCAUUCCACCCAGAUGUGCUUGUGAAGUCGUCUGCAGUGGAGGCGGGGCAGCAGGCAGAGGCUGCUGCUGAUGCUGCUGCUGUUGGUGCUACUGGUGGUGAUGCGGUUGCUGAUGCUGCUGCCAAAGUUUUUGCUGCUGCUGCUGCUUCGCCUGCUACUACUAAGACUUCCAAUACCCCACCACGAGCACGGCAGAGGGCAGUGUCCUUCCACCCAGAUGUCCUUGUGAAGACAUUUGCAGUGGAGGCAGGGCAGCUGAGGCGCAAGGUGGUGCGGAAGAGGCGGCACCGGCAGCAGCUCAUCGACGUGCCUGUGGCUGUUGUGGCUGCUGCUGUUGCCGCUGCUGAGGCUGCUGCUGCUGCGAUGCAGGCAGCAGCAGCAGCCGCAGCAGCAGCACAGGCAGAGGCAGAGGCAGGAGCAGAGGUAAAGGCACAGGCGCAGGCACUGGCAGAGGCAGAGGCACAGGGACUAUCAAUAGCAGGAGAGGCAGGAGCAGAGUUUCCAGAUGGGCUGGCAAGCGCAUCAGUGGCAGCAUCUGGUGCUGCUGCGGCUGGAGUGGUUGGAGCGGCUAGACCAACAGUGGCAGCAUUGCCAGCACUGCCAGCACCAACAGUAGCACCGCCAUCAGCAGCAGCACUAACAGGAACAACAGUGUUGGAUGGCACACGGGAGACUGAACAGGCAGGAUCAUCAUCAUCGGGGAGUUUCAUGGUGUAUCAAUCCCCAGAUGCCAUGCCGCAUGUCGUGCCACAUGCCAUGCCACACCCCAUGCAGCUAGCCUGGAUCCUGCAUCAGCUUCCGUUCUUUCAAGCCCAGCUGCUCACCCCUCAGGUGCCUCUGGUUCCACUUCAGGAUCCUCUCCAGGUGCCUUUUCUGCCACCCCUUCAGGUGCCGUUUCAGGUGCCUCCUCAGGUGCUUCCUCAGGUGCCCCUUCAGGUGCCCGUUGAUGUUCCUCGGCCAUGCCUCCAGCCUCUUGGUCAGGUGCCCCUUGAGCUACUCAGGAAAAUGCCUGUGGAUGUCCGAUCACAGUGCCAGGGUGCAUCAAGCAACCUGGAAUUUCAGACCCUCACAGCAAAUUCCGAGUCUCAGUGUGUGUCAGCGGUUUCACCAGGAGCAGAGGAGGGCGGUAUGCUGGAAGCUGAGGGGUAUGGGCCACAGGGGAUGAUGGGUGAUGAUGGGGGAAGAGAGGUGGUUGUGGGAGAUGGGGGAAGUGGAGCGGAGGCGGGUGUUGCAAGAGAGACGGAGGGGGGUGAUUUGGUCAGGAGAACAGACGACGUGGCUGGGGAGGGGCAGGAAACCCAACAGCAGCAGCUAGGACUGGAGUUAGGGGCAAAGAAAAGAACUAAGGGAAAGCAAAAUACGGCAAGAGAAAAGGGCACGCCCAAUAAAAAUUAAGUACAAGGGUCCAAUAAGAUGGAGAAAUGAGUGCACUAUACAGCAGCAAAGAUCUGUACAGAAAAUAGAGUAUCAGAUUUGUAUUCGUAGGUAGGUUGUAAGGAUCAGUACGUAUAGUGUGCUGUCUAGUAGAACAACUUCCGAAGUGACAUAAUGAGCC